AUGGAUACGUUAUUUUUAUUUGCUCCGUUGCAGUAUAUGUUACAGUUAGGGAUUCUCCGUGCUGGACAUGUGCCGAUUGUCUUUGCAAUUGUUUUUACUAUCAAUUUGGGUGUUACCUACAUCGUUUCUGUCUGGCGUGGAGAUGUAGAUCCAGUGUUCCCAUACAUUUCAGCAUCAGCGGAUAAUCGGCCUGAGUCUUGUGUUUUUGGCAUGUUGCUCAAUCUCUGCAGUGGUUUAUCAGUAUUGAUAAUUUAUAUGCGUUAUUCGCUUAUAGUGGAGCUGAAUAGGGGUUCAGAUUUACUGCUUCAAAAUGCAAAUAUUUUGGGACUUAUAGCUGGUGUUCUGGGAGCUGUUGGGAUGUUUGGCGUCGCAAACUUUCAGGAAACCUCCGUUGUUAUGAUUCAUUUGGUAUUUGCUUUUAUUUGCUUUGGAAGCGGUUGUGUCUAUAUGCUUCUACAAUCUUUUAUAACACUUCAUAUGUACCCUUUAUACUCGAACCGGCGUAUUGGUUAUAUCCGAUCAUCUAUUGCCUUAAUUUCAGUCCUUCUGUUCAUAACAAGUGUAACAUUUGGCGUUCUCGCUUCAGCUGAGUUUCACAAAGUUUAUCCUGAUCUUCCAACUCCCCGUCCAUGGUCAAGACGCAUUUACGAACCAGGUUAUAAUCUUCACUGUUUCUCAGCAAUUGCAGAAUGGCUUCUUUCUAUAUCAAAUACAGUAUUUUUUGUUAGCUUCUCGCGAGACUUUGAGAAAAUAGUAGUCGAGUUUCGUGUAAGCCCUUUGGUAAAUCAUCUCGACCAAAGUCCGUUAUGGCAGUCAACGAAUGAUCUCACUGAGCACGGUUAUUGA
This is a messenger RNA of Enterobius vermicularis (human pinworm), 846 nucleotides long. The record is from the annotation of a GenBank genome assembly. Lineage: Eukaryota; Metazoa; Nematoda; Chromadorea; Rhabditida; Oxyuridae.